This is a messenger RNA of Trypanosoma rangeli, 1599 nucleotides long. RefSeq lists its product as uncharacterized. The transcript has a single exon. NCBI's taxonomy places the organism in Eukaryota, Euglenozoa, Kinetoplastea, Trypanosomatida, Trypanosomatidae. The coding region runs from base 1 to 1599 and encodes 532 amino acids. The record is from RefSeq and is a predicted model, not a curated record.
AUGGCUUUGCUGGCCACGGCGGCGUCCAACAAUCCUGUGGCGAUGAGUUCUCCCAUGAUUGCUCCUGGCGUGGUGCGCUCCCUCUAUCGCAUGCUGCUUCGUGAGGUGGUAAAGCUAGACAAAUCCUCGGUGUCGAAGACGCUCUUUCCGCUUACAAAGGAGUUACAGGCCAUAACGAAAAAUCGUGGGCCGCUGUAUGUGCCAAACGGUGUAAAGUAUUUGGACAUUCUCCGCGAGGUGUUUCGUGAUGGGCAAUCGCCAGCGAACGUGAAUUUGGCUUUUGACACUUUAACCCGCAUGCGCACGCACAACGAGAAGGUAACUGCCAAGGUCUCUCUCUUUAUGAAGGAUCAUACCUUUCUCAUGAGCACGUUGCAGGCGUCGCGGCCCAAAACAGGCACUUACCGCGCCGAGCCAGCCGCAUGUGUCGUGCAGAAUGGUCCCAUGUAUGCACCCUUAGGAGACCCCACCUUUUCUGUUCCCACGAAGGUGGUCCUGCGGCAAACACGCACAGUUGACCUUGCCGAAGGUGUUGCUUUGGUCGCCCAUCCACUUUCCUCCACGCAUGUGGAUCGGCGCGUGAUGUUGAUUACUGAACGCAAUCCACAUGUUACCACCGCCGUUGUUUUAGAUAUGUUGUUCACCUACCCCUUGUCUCGUGGAAAUCCGAUGUUCCCUGAGGUUUUUUGGGGGCAUGAGGUGCAUGACGGUGGUUCUUCGCAAAUUGGAUUUACCAUGCCGCCCACUGCACAGAUCAGCAUUCUGCACACGACAGAGCCUCCGACAGAGCCCGCCUCUCCUCAGUAUCUCGCGUGGAUAAAGUGGAACGAACGCAAGGCUAAAUCCAAAGUAAGUGAUGUGCCCUCUGAACAUCAUUCGCUUCUCUGUAAGCCGUUGAUUCGGGGUGGCACUUUGGAGGAUGGCACGGUGGAGCCUACAUUGUACCUCUCCAAGGUGGAGGCGUUGCCCUACUUGGCCCAGCUUGUGCCAGGUCAGCCACGAUCCUCCCUGCGGGUGUACUGGGGCAGCAUGCGGUGGCCGACGCAGCAGUUGGAGGCUGAGGUGGCCAAUGGGCAUUGGUUUCCGGUAAAGCUUUCUCCGUCGUUUUUUAGACCUUUCCCGUUGCUGUCGGAAUCUGGAGGGGUGGUCGAUCGGUUUCCAACGAAGGAAGAACUGGAGGAGGCACGAACAAUGCGUGAGCGACGCUACGGUGUGGAUGUGUCACUGCCGCAGGCUUUUCCGCCAGAUCAAAUUAUGCGGCGUCGCGAAUGUCUCUGGGACGAAAUUAUGUACUGUCUUGGCGGCGAGUUCAGUGCCCUGGUGGGGUGCGUGAACCCGUUUUCGGGCACGGCGCGGGGAGUGUUGCCGUUGGAGGUCGCUGGGCCUUCUGUGAUGGGCGCGAGUUUGCCCGCCGAGGACGCCGGCGCCCUCCUCUCGGAGGAAGACGAGUUGGAGGAGGCAGAGAGCGACGACGACGGCGACGAGCACGAUUUUGUGCUGAGCGAUGCGCCGAUGGGCGGAGCGGCGCCGAAGGGAGAUGGCGAUGCGGCUCCGCCAACGCCGCCAGCGGGAGGAGGCAACGACAAGGAAAAGGGAUAA